CCCCAGUGACAGCUUCCCGGGAGGGCGGGCGGCGGCCGCGGUUCCCGCUUCGGCCCGGGCGGCGGCGAGCGUCGCGCGGGCGGCCCCGGAGCGGCCGAGCAACAUGUCUCGCGAGCGCAAGGGCCUGUCGGAGCUGCGGUCGGAGCUCUACUUCCUCAUCGCCCGCUUCCUGGAGGACGGCCCGUGCCAGCAGGCGGCUCAGGUGCUGAUCCGCGAGGUGGCCGAGAAGGAGCUGCUGCCCCGGCGCACCGACUGGACGGGCCGAGAGCACCCCAGGACCUACCAGAAUCUGGUAAAGUAUUAUCGACACUUAGCACCUGAUCAUUUGCUGCAAAUAUGUCAUCGAUUAGGACCACUUCUCGAACAAGAAAUUCCACAGAGUGUUCCUGGAGUACAAACUUUGUUAGGAGCUGGAAGGCAGUCCUUGCUUCGCACAAAUAAAAGUUGUAAACAUGUUGUGUGGAAAGGAUCUGCUCUUGCGGCAUUACACUGUGGAAGACCACCUGAGUUGCCAAUUAAUUAUGGUAGCCCCCCUAGUAUUGCUGAUACUUUGUUUUCAAGGAAGUUGAAUGGGAAAUACAGGCUUGAAAGACUUGUCCCAACAGCAGUUUAUCAGCACAUGAAAAUGCACAAAAGAAUUCUAGGACACUUAUCAUCUGUGUACUGUGUAACUUUUGAUCGAACUGGCCGACGAAUAUUUACUGGUUCUGAUGACUGUCUUGUAAAAAUCUGGGCAACAGAUGAUGGGAGAUUAUUAGCUACUUUAAGAGGACAUGCUGCUGAAAUAUCAGACAUGGCAGUGAACUAUGAGAAUACCAUGAUAGCAGCUGGAAGCUGUGAUAAAAUGAUCAGAGUCUGGUGUCUUCGAACAUGUGCACCUUUGGCUGUUCUUCAGGGCCAUAGUGCAUCUAUAACUUCACUUCAGUUCUCACCGUUGUGCAGUGGAUCAAAGAGAUACUUAUCCUCUACUGGAGCAGAUGGCACUAUUUGUUUUUGGCUAUGGGAUGCUGGAACUCUUAAAAUAAAUUCAAGACCUACAAAAUUUACAGAGCGUCCUCGACCUGGAGUUCAAAUGAUCUGUUCUUCAUUUAGUGCUGGUGGAAUGUUUCUGGCCACAGGAAGCACAGAUCAUAUUAUUAGAGUUUAUUUUUUUGGAGCAGGCCAACCAGAAAAAAUAUCAGAAUUGGAAUGCCAUACUGACAAGGUUGACAGUAUCCAGUUUUCCAACACUAGUAACAGGUUUGUAAGUGGAAGUCGUGAUGGAACUGCACGUAUUUGGCAUUUUAAACGAAGAGAAUGGAAGAGCAUUUUGUUGGAUAUGGCUACCCGUCCAGCAGGCCAAAAUCUUCAAGGAGUAGAAGAUAAGAUCACAAAAAUGAAAGUCACAAUGGUAGCAUGGGAUCGACAUGACAAUACAGUUAUAACUGCAGUUAAUAACAUGACUCUGAAAGUUUGGAAUUCUUAUACUGGUCAACUAAUUCAUGUCCUCAUGGGUCAUGAAGAUGAGGUGUUUGUUCUUGAACCACACCCAUUUGAUCCAAGAGUUCUCUUUUCUGCUGGUCAUGAUGGAAAUGUCAUAGUGUGGGAUCUUGCAAGAGGAGUCAAAAUUCGAUCUUAUUUCAAUAUGAUUGAAGGCCAAGGACAUGGUGCAGUAUUUGACUGCAAAUGCUCUCCUGAUGGUCAGCAUUUUGCAUGCACAGAUUCACAUGGACAUCUUUUAAUUUUUGGCUUUGGCUCCAGUAGCAAAUAUGAUAAGAUAGCAGACCAGAUGUUUUUUCAUAGUGAUUAUCGGCCCCUUAUCCGUGAUGCCAACAAUUUUGUAUUAGAUGAACAGACUCAGCAAGCUCCUCAUCUCAUGCCCCCUCCUUUUUUGGUUGAUGUUGACGGUAAUCCUCAUCCCUCAAGAUAUCAGAGAUUAGUUCCUGGUCGUGAAAAUUGCAGAGAAGAGCAACUCAUCCCUCAAAUGGGAAUAACUUCCUCAGGACUGAACCAAGUUUUAAGUCAGCAAGCAAUUCAGGAAAUGAGCCCAUUAGACAGCAUGAUCCAACGACUACAACAGGAGCAAGACUUAAGACGUUCUGGUGAAGCAGGUAUCAAUAAUCCCAGCCAUUUAAGUAGAGGCUCUGUAAGUUCUACCUCAGAGGUCCAUUCACCACCAAAUGUUGGACUAAGGCGUAGUGGACAAAUUGAAGGUGUACGACAAAUGCAUAGCAAUGCACCAAGAAGUGAAAUAGCCACUGAACGGGAUCUAGUAGCUUGGAGUCGAAGAGUGGUAGUACCUGAACUGUCAGCUGGUGUAGCCAGUCGGCAAGAAGAUUGGAGAACUGCAAAGGGAGAAGAAGAAGUAAAGACAUAUAGGUCAGAAGAGAAAAGGAAACACUUUACUAUUUCAAAAGAAAAUAAAAUACCCACUGUUUCAAAGAAUCAUGCUCAUGAGAAUUUCCUGGAUAUUGGAGAAUCCAAAAAGCAACAGUCAAAUCAACACAAUUACCGUACAAGAUCUGCAUUGGAAGAGACACUUAGACCUUCAGAAGAGAUAGAAAGUGACACUAGUUCUUCAGAUGAAGGUGAAGUUGUUGCUAUCAGUGGCGGAACAUCAGAAGAGGAAGAAAGAGCAUGGCAUAGUGAUGGCAGUUCUAGUGACUACUCCAGUGAUUAUUCUGACUGGACAGCAGAUGCAGGGAUUAAUCUGCAACCACCAAAGAAAGUUCCUAAGCAUAAAGCCAAGAAAGCAGAAAGCAGUUCAGAUGAAGAAGAUGAAAAGCAGAAGCAAAAACAGAUCAAAAAAGAAAGGAAAAAAAUUAAUGAAGAAAAAGAUGGACAGAUAUCACCAAAGAAAAAGAAGCCCAAAGAAAGAAAACAGAAGAGAUUGGCUGUAGGAGAACUAACCGAAAAUGGCUUGACACUAGAAGAAUGGUUACCUUCAACUUGGAUUACAGAUACUAUUCCCCGAAGAUGCCCAUUUGUGCCACAGAUGGGUGAUGAGGUUUAUUAUUUCCGACAGGGACAUGAAGCGUAUGUUGAAAUGGCCCGGAAAAAUAAAAUUUAUAAUAUUAAUCCAAAAAAACAGCCAUGGCAUAAAAUGGAACUACGGGAACAAGAACUAAUGAAAAUAGUUGGCAUAAAAUAUGAAGUGGGACUGCCUACUCUAUGCUGCCUUAAACUUGCUUUUCUAGAUCCUGAUACUGGUAAACUGACAGGCGGAUCAUUUACCAUGAAAUACCAUGAUAUGCCUGAUGUUAUAGAUUUCCUAGUCUUGAGACAACAAUUUGACGAUGCAAAAUAUAGGCGGUGGAAUAUAGGUGACCGUUUCAGAUCAGUCAUAGAUGAUGCCUGGUGGUUUGGAACAAUUGAAAGCCAGGAACCUCUUCAACCUGACUACCCUGAUAGUUUGUUUCAGUGCUAUAAUGUUUGCUGGGACAAUGGAGAUACAGAAAAGAUGAGCCCUUGGGAUAUGGAGCUUAUACCUAAUAAUGCUGUAUUUCCUGAAGAACUAGGUACCAGUGUUCCUUUAACUGAUGUUGAAUGUAGAUCACUGAUCUAUAAACCUCUUGAUGGAGAAUGGGGGUCCAAUCCUAGGGAUGAAGAAUGUGAAAGAAUUAUCACAGGAAUAAACCAGUUGAUGACAUUAGAUAUUGCUUCAGCAUUUGUCGCCCCUGUGGAUCUGCAAGCCUAUCCCAUGUAUUGCACUGUAGUAGCAUAUCCAACAGAUUUAAGUACGAUUAAACAAAGACUGGAAAACAGAUUUUACAGGCGUGUUUCUUCCCUUAUGUGGGAAGUUCGAUAUAUAGAGCAUAAUACACGGACAUUUAAUGAGCCUGGGAGCCCUAUUGUGAAAUCUGCUAAAUUUGUGACUGAUCUUCUCCUGCAUUUUAUAAAGGACCAGACUAGUUAUAAUAUUAUUCCACUCUACAAUUCAAUGAAGAAAAAAGUUUUAUCUGAUUCUGAGGAAGAAGAGAAAGAUGCUGAUGUUCCAGGAACUUCUACCAGAAAAAGAAAGGACCAUCAGCCCAGAAGGAGGCUGCGUAAUAGAGCUCAGUCUUAUGAUAUUCAGGCAUGGAAAACACAGUGUCAAGAAUUGUUAGAUCUCAUUUUUCAAUGUGAAGAUUCUGAACCUUUUCGGCAACCCGUAGAUCUACUUGAAUAUCCAGACUACAGAGACAUCAUUGACACUCCAAUGGAUUUUGCUACUGUUAGAGAAACUUUAGAGGCUGGGAAUUAUGAGUCACCAAUGGAGUUAUGUAAAGAUGUCAGACUUAUUUUCAGUAAUUCCAAAGCAUAUACACCAAGCAAAAGAUCUCGGAUUUACAGCAUGAGUUUACGCUUAUCUGCUUUCUUUGAAGAACACAUUAGUUCAGUUUUAUCAGACUAUAAAUCUGCUCUUCGUUUUCAUAAAAGAAAUACAAUAACCAAAAGGAGGAGAAAAAGAAAGAGAAGCAGUUCUAUUUCCAGUAGUGCUACAUCAAGCCCUGAACGGAAGAAAAGAAUAUUAAAACCCCAACUAAAGUCAGAUAUGUCUACCUCUUCAUUCUCAAUACCUACACGAACAGUAGCACCAAGGCACAGUUCCACUCAGAUAAAUGGUAAAACAGAAUCCAAUUCUGUAGUUCGAACCAGAAGCAACCGAGUAAUUGUAGACCCAGUUACCACUGAGCAACCAUCUACUUCUUCAGCAGCAAAGACUUUUAUUGCUAAAGCUAAUACUCCUGUAGUACCAGGGAAAACAACUCUAGAGAAUUCUUUGAAACAUUCCAAAUCCUUGAAUACUCUUCCAAGCCCUGGUCAAUCCAGUUUUAGUCAUGGCACUAGGAAUAAUUCUGCCAAAGAAAACACAGAAAAGGAAAAGAUAGUUAAGCGUAAAAUGAAGGCACCUGUACUUUCAAAGACGGUUACUCUUACAAAGUCAUCAGCUGUCAAUGAACAAGAUUGUAAGAAUAAUCUUGUACCAGGAAGCAUUCAAGUAAAUGGCCAUGGUGGGCAGCCAUCUAAACUUGUGAAGAGAGGACCUGGAAGGAAACCUAAAGUAGAAGUUAAUACUAAGAGUGGUGAAGUUAUACCCAAAAAAAGGGGUAGGAAACCCAAAAGACUUCAAAAUGCAAAGCCAGAAAAUUCAGAGCAAAAUAAUGUGCAUUCCAUCAGAGAUGUAGUUCCUUCUUCAACAUGUGAUUUUCUUUCUGAAACUAGUAUUAUAAAGGAAGAUUUGUUGCAGAAGAAGAGUUGUGGAGGCAGAAAAUCCAAAAGGAAAAUGAAGACACAAAAACUAGAUUCGGAUCUCAUAGUACCUACUAGUGUUAAAAUGCUAACGAGAAGUAACCGAAAAAAACCAGAUGAUCCUAUGGAUGAGGAAGAAGAAUUUGAGGAACUCAAAAGCUCUGAACCCCACAUGAGAACUAGAAAUCAAGGUCGAAGGACAGCUUUCUAUAAUGAAGAUGAUUCUGAAGAGGAGCAAAGGCAGUUGCUAUUUGAAGACACUUCUUUGACUUUUGGAACUUCUAGUAGAGGACGAGUCCGAAAGUUGACUGAAAAAGCAAAAGCUAACUUAAUUGGUUGGUAACAUGUACCAAAACAUUUUAUUUCAAAAUCUAUAAAACAGGUACAGUUAAGGAAUAUGUAGAACUUAAGACUUCUGCUUCCUUGCUGCUAUGGUGGAUUAGGGAAUGCUAUGCUUUGAUUUACAAAAAAAGAAAAGAACCACAAACACUUCACUUCUUUAAAUGAAUAUAUAUAAAAAUAUAUACAUAUAUAUUUUAAAUGUUUGCUAUUUAUUGCCCCUGGGUAGGUUAUUCAUUUCAUUCACUGUUUGAAACAAAAUAAUUUGUGGAAUUAUAAUGAAUUCCUAGUUUAUCUCUGGAAAAGACAGUUCUGCUACAUACUUUAAGAGCAUGAUUCCUAAAAUAGAACAUUCGUGAAUUAUUUUUGACCUAGUAAAGUACAUUUUUAUUAGUAAAGAACUCAUGUCCUCAUGCUAUCAGAGUAGCAGAAAAUUUUUAAAUGUGUUUCCUCUAUAAAGUUAAAUGUAAGAUUAUCACCAUUUGAUACUCUAAAAACUUAAUUUUAAUUGUAAAAUGUUCAUCUACCAAGAAUCUAGAGGAUGCUUUUGCUAUAUUCCAUUUCUGCCAAACUUAAGGGAAAAUGUGCUGAUGAAAAGGAAACAUAUCCACAUUGGAAAACAUUUGACUGUCUAAUUUUUCAGACCUUGAUUCUUAUAUCAAUCACUCAAUCUCUGUUUAUUGUGCCAAAGACUGAGAAUCAGUGCAGUGAAAAGCCUGUCUUUGACUGUCAGCACAGCAUACGCUUUUCAAUGUUGGGAAGACUGUAUAUUAUUCUAAAGAGCAAGUUAUUAAAAUAAACUACACUUUUCUUUUUUGGUACUAAUAGGAAAUAGUGCACUGAUGGGUCCUUUGACAGAGAUGUUUUAAAGAAAAAUGUUUAAGUGGUUAAAGGAUUCAAGGAAAAUACAGGAAAAAAGUAUGGGAUUUGAUGUUUACUUAAUGAUCUGGAAUGAUGUCAUUUGUAAACUUUAGACAUAUUUAUAGGCUAAAAAAGACUUACAAAGAAAUAUGUGUAUGUGUAUAUAUUGAUAAAUGGGUAUAAAUAUAUAUACAGACACAUACUUAUAUACUAUUACCCAGGUAUAAAUUCUUUUCAGGAUUUUUUUAGAUAGUAGUAAAAUAAAAAUAAUUUUAAAUGUCAUACUUUAUAGUUUAAUUUUAAGGGGAAGAUUGGUUAUUUGCAAUUAUUAAAGGUUAAAAUAGGCCAAAUCACUUUUUAUGCAAUCAUGUUUUAUACAGUGGUCUCAUUGCACAUUGUGUUUUCUCUGCACUUUUUAUGGUAUCCUUAUCAUGCUAGUAUGUCAGUAUACAUCCUGAAGAAAAAUUCCAUUUAAUAAUUGUGCCUUGUAUUCUAUUAUUUUUUGCAUCAUUAGUAAAAUUAAGUUGUCUAUUGUAAAUGAUAACUAUAUGACUUAGGAGAAUGUAUUGCUAUAUGUACUGCUAUGGAAAAGGAAAGCAGUUAUUUAUUUGUUUAUGGUACAGUUAGUUAUUUUAUACCUUAAAAUCUGACAUAAAUGCCAUUUCUAUUGUUUAAAAAUUAUUGUCCAUUUUUUUAACAAUGAAGAAUGUAGUAUUUUCUGAGACUGAUCUGGUACAAAAAUGUCACCAAAUUUUAAAUACUACAUCUUUUUAAAAGUGAGGAUGGGGAUUAAAUAUGUAUCAGCAUGACCCUGGUAAAAUAGAAAAAUAAAGUCUUAAAUUGAACUUUGGCAAAAUUAUAAUAUAAUUAUUUCUUUAUUUCUGGUAGGGCCAUAUGUUAGCUGCGAUUUAGUUGUCUUGACAAUGGAAAGUGAUGCAUUUGGGCUUUUUAGAUUGUUUAUAAUUAAAUUUGUACAAAAAUUCUUUAAAAUUAAGUAAACCAUUUUCCAGAUUCUACUUGCAUUGCUGUGGUUUUGCAAUUGGAAAAUAAUUUCAGAUUUUUCAGCUUUUUUGUAUAUUUUUUCUAACAAAUAUAACUUAAAAUUCAGUAGAUAAACUCUUCAUGCAGAAAUGGAUAACUUAGUUGUACAGUCAGAUUUUUCAGUUACACCAUAAUGAAAAUAAUAGUGUGUAUGUUUGGAAAUAUAAGUCAUUGAUGUGUUGCUUUUGAAGGCAAUCUAUUUGAAA
This is a messenger RNA of Suncus etruscus (white-toothed pygmy shrew), 7658 nucleotides long. It is a transcript of the gene PHIP, whose product is annotated as pleckstrin homology domain interacting protein. Gene Ontology annotation, cellular component: nucleus. The transcript is spliced from 40 exons. Lineage: Eukaryota; Metazoa; Chordata; Mammalia; Eulipotyphla; Soricidae. The record is from RefSeq and is a predicted model, not a curated record. Gene Ontology annotation, molecular function: protein binding. Gene Ontology annotation, biological process: cytoskeleton organization; regulation of cell shape; regulation of transcription by RNA polymerase II. The coding region runs from base 104 to 5554 and encodes 1816 amino acids.